Raphanus sativus (radish) is the source of this 2454-nucleotide messenger RNA. RefSeq lists its product as uncharacterized. NCBI's taxonomy places the organism in Eukaryota, Viridiplantae, Streptophyta, Magnoliopsida, Brassicales, Brassicaceae. The coding region runs from base 1 to 2454 and encodes 817 amino acids. The record is from RefSeq and is a predicted model, not a curated record. The transcript is spliced from 6 exons.
AUGGGUUACGAGAAGAUCCAUGCUUGUGUCAAUGACUGCAUCCUUUACAGAAAGAGGUUCACGAAGCUCGACAAGUGUCCUAAAUGCAAAGCUUCGAGAUGGAAGACUAAUAAGCACACUGGUGAGAAGAAGAAAGGCGUUCCACAGAAAGUCUUACGUGAUGGAAAGCUGUGUCAUCCUGUUGAUUCAGUAACAUGGGAGCAUAUGAAUGCGAAAUACCCUUCAUUUGCAGCUGAAGCAAGGAACCUGAGGCUUGGACUUUCAACGGAUGGCUUCAAUCCAUUCAACAUGAAGAAUUCGAUGUACAGUUGCUGGCCGGUCUUGUUAGUUAACUACAACCUACCACCUGAUUUAUGCAUGAAGAAGGAGAACAUUAUGCUUUCUUUGUUGAUUCCUGGUCCACAUCAGCCUGGUAACAGCAUAGAUGUGUAUUUAGAACCCCUAAUAGACGAUCUGAACAGUCUGUGGAGCGUUGGAGAGGUAACAUACGACGCUCUUAGUCGAUCUACUUUUACACUCAAGGCGAUGCUGCUAUGGACGAUCAGCGAUUUUCCGGCUUAUGGUAAUCUUGCAGGAUGCAAGGUGAAAGGGAAAAUGGGGUGUCCUUUAUGUGGGAAGAAUACAGAUAGCAUGUGGCUGAAGUUCAGUAGAAAACAUGUCUACAUGUGCCACAGAAAGGCUCUUCCACCAACUCACAGAUUUAGAGGAAAGAAGAGAUGGUUUGAUGGAAAAGCUGAACAAGGGAGAAGGGGCAGAAUACUCACUGGUCGUGACAUUUCUCAACAUCUGAGAAAUUUCCACAAUGAUUUUGGAAAUUUUAAACGAUCUGCAAGUAAGAGAAAAAGGAUUCAAUGUUCAACUAAUAAAGGGUCUGAUAGUGAGAGUUUCUCUAACGAAUCAGAGGAAGAGGAAGAGGAAGAAGUACAAGUCGAUGAGGAUGAGUUAUCUAGAUGGAAGAAAAGGUCUAUAUUCUUCAAGCUACCUUAUUGGGAGGAACUUCCGGUGAGGCACAACUUAGAUGUAAUGCAUGUGGAGAGAAAUGUUGCUGCUAGCUUAGUUUCAACCUUGUUGCACUGUGGGAAAUCAAAGGAUGGUCUUGCGGCUCGUAAGGAUCUGGAGGAGCUUGGGAUUAGGCCUGAUUUGCACCCAAAAAUGCGAGGUAAAAGAACAUAUCUCCCUCCAGCACCGUGGUCAUUGUCGAAGACAGAGAAGAAGAUAUUUUGCAGGCGUCUAUUUGAUUUCAAAGGGCCAGAUGGAUAUUGUUCUAACAUAUCAAGAGGCGUCUCAAUGGAUGACUGUAAAGUCAGUGGGCUAAAAUCACAUGACUACCACGUCUUGAUGCAACAACUUCUGCCGAUUGCACUUAAAGGGUUGCUACCAAAAGGACCGAGGCUCACCAUUUUUAGGUUAUGCGGUUUCUUCAAUCUGUUGUGUCAGAGAGUGAUUGACAUGGAGAAGCUGCUGGUUAUGGAAGCUGAGAUUGUUGAGACUCUGUGCAUGUUUGAAAGAUUUUUUCCUCCAAGCUUGUUUGAUAUCAUGCUCCAUUUGACUGUGCAUCUAGGAAGAGAGGCUCGACUUGGUGGACCAGUCCACUUUAGAUGGAUGUACCCAUUUGAAAGGUACAUGAAAGUCCUCAAAGACUUUGUGAGAAAUCCUGCAAGACCAGAGGGAUGCAUAGCUGAGUGCUAUCUAGCGGAGGAAUGUAUCCGGUUCUGCAGUGAAUUCUUGAAGAAGACAACAAAUGUUCAAGAAAAAGUAGAAAGAAACAUGGAGUAUGAGAACAAUUCAAUCUUAGAGGGUCGGCCUAUAUCCACGGGUACAUCAGUUAGUCUCACUGAGGUGGAAAAGAGGAUUGCACAUCUUGCUAUCAUCCAAAACAUGGCUCUCAUCGAACCUUAUGUAGAUAUUUACAAGACACAGAUGGGAGAUGUCAUCGUGAUGCAUCAACCUUAUGGAGUGCCUCUUGAUUCUACAGAACAUAGCGACACACUUAAGUGGAUAGCUUAUGGUCCACGUUCUUCUGCAAGGUCAUACACAUGGUUCAUUAUUAAUGGCCAGAGGUUUCACACAACCUCAGUUGAUCGGAAAAGUCAGAAUAGUGGGGUAUACUAUGAGGCUACUGCAGUGUGUAGAGCUAGUGCUAAAGAUACAUCACAGGUGGUAGAUUUGGUAUCUUACUACGGCAGAGUCACAUAUAUUAUUUUGAUGGAUUAUAAUAUCUUCUAUGUUCCUCUCUUCCGUUGUCAAUGGGCAGUAAAGGGCAAUGGAGUGAAGAUAGAAGAUGGGUUCACACUUGUUAACAUGUCUCAUAGUCAAGCCUCAUUUGCAAGUGACCCAUACAUACUAACAUCUCAAGCGAAGCAGGUUUUUUACUCAAGAGAAGACGAGUCAACAAAAUGGUAUAUUGUCAUGAAAGGUCCUUCUAGAAGAUACAGUAAGGAAGAUAUGCAAUAA